ACCUCCCAGAGUGACAUUUUGACUCCGUCCCGCUGGUAGACAUGCUGGCCCCACCUCUUCCGGGUGAUAGGCAAGCCCCACCCCUAGAGCGCGACGUCGUCCCAGUGACGUAAUGGUAACGGUCUGUUUCCGGGGUGGAGCCAGGGAGGGCGGGAGUUUAGGCUGUGCCGACCCCUCAGCCCCCCUCCAGGAGACGUUCGGAGCCCAGGACAUGUCGGGAUUGAGGAGAUACGAGGUGGCGCUGGAGGCGGAGGAGGAGAUCUACUGGGGCUGUUUCUACUUUUUCCCCUGGCUACGCAUGUGGCGUAGGGAGCGGAGCUCGGCGCACCCUGGGGAGCAGAAGCUGGAGUCUCUGCGGGGCCUGAUGAGCUGUCUGUCGAGCGGCCUGGGCCCUGCUCCCCAGCGCUCGGGUCGUAGCCGCACCCCCACCGCCGCUGCCCAGCCAGUCGGUGCAUUAAAGAUUUAAGCCGAAGCC
Microcebus murinus (gray mouse lemur) is the source of this 475-nucleotide messenger RNA. RefSeq lists its product as uncharacterized. The record is from RefSeq and is a predicted model, not a curated record. NCBI's taxonomy places the organism in Eukaryota, Metazoa, Chordata, Mammalia, Primates, Cheirogaleidae.